Messenger RNA from Triplophysa rosa, 4883 nucleotides. It is a transcript of the gene cgnb, whose product is annotated as cingulin b. Gene Ontology annotation, cellular component: myosin complex. The transcript is spliced from 23 exons. The record is from RefSeq and is a predicted model, not a curated record. Lineage: Eukaryota; Metazoa; Chordata; Actinopteri; Cypriniformes; Nemacheilidae. The coding region runs from base 359 to 3805 and encodes 1148 amino acids.
UUGACGCAUAGGCAACAGGUUGUUUCGCACUGACAGUUUGGCGUGGGCUGUCCAUCCCUGCUCUCAAAGGAGUUUUUAAUUGAGACCAAACCAAGAAAAGGUUUCAAAAUUGCUUUGACCCUCGUUAAAGUUACCCGGUAUUACGGACGCUUUCACUAAACAGCGAGGCAGAGAAACACCUGUUGCUUUGUGUCUAGUGGACGGGCAGGAAGAAAGAUGCCGUGAUCCAGGAAUGCCUGGAAUCUGGUGUAUGGGAGGAAGACAAUGACUAACUUUGAGUAGCUAAUCGGACCUAAUGCUUCAAAGGGGACGCUGACAGUUAUAAUGUAACCAGACCCCGUUACUCCAGAAAGCCAGAAUGAGUUCACUCUCAGCAGACAGGAAGACCCCUCUGGACUAUGGUGUCCAGAUCCGCUUCAUCAAAGAUCUGGAUGACGCCGGUGGGGGGCUCCCAGACAGGAGUCGACUGGCCAGUGGAGUUGUCAGCAAUGGAACUUCUUCACCCUCUAAGUAUGGAGUAGCCGUACGGGUGCAAGGAAUUUCUGGACAGCCGUACGUGGUGCUCCAGGAUGGAGAAAAGGGAGACUCUUACGGGGUACAGCUGAAGACCCAACAGACCCAGAGCUCGACCCCAAUUGUCUCUCGGACCUCUCCAUACAGCAGCUUGUUUCCAGAAUUAAGGGAAGGUGCUCGAACUCCCCAAGAUCUCACAGCUAGUUCUCCGGAUGAGGAAUUUGGGAGUCCUUUUAAGAGGCCACCUGGUGAUGGACAAGCGGGGAACCAAGGAGAGGGUGAGGCCAGGACUACCGAACGUCUCACCCCUUCUACACCAGCUCCAAAGGUGGAGAGCAAAGACUAUGAUUAUUACAAUGAAGCGGGGCUUAGGAAGGUCAAGCAGAAUGGGAUCGGUGGUAUUCUGAACGGGACGGGGCUAAAUGGAUCAUUGGAUAAAGAACCAGCACAAGCUAUUGACACCAAGUCAUUGGCUCCCAUUAAUAAACUCAUCAGCCGGUUCGGCGGCGGUGGUUCUAGUGACGCUCCCACUUCAGAGGCACAAUCUCGGCCUCGCUUUGACAACCGGGUGUCUCCCAGUGUGGAUGCGCUAAAUAAACCCAAUGAUGAACAACCCCCUCCACCGACUUCGCCAACUAUAAAUCCCUAUGCUCCUAUUACAUCCUCUUCAGUGCCCAAACUCAGCUCAUCUAAACCUUUAGCCGGCAGUCUGGGGCGAGAGCCAACAUCUGUCACUAAAGUGACCGCCAUCCCCAAUUCCAAACCUUCCGCCUUUAUCCAAUCACCGAAGCUGUUUGUUCCUAAGGAGGCGGCACCUGCUGUACCAAAGAAACCAGUGACCCCUGACCUCAUAAAGAGCCAGCCUUCGAGUACAGAAAUCGCAAAUGGAGAUGAUGCGCAGACCAAACAAGCCAUUUACAACAUUCUUAAAGAAGGGUCUGUUGAGAGUGAGACGGCCAUAAAACGCAAAGUGAGCCUCGUUCACGAGAGGUUCUGUGGUUUGAAGGGUCCUCAGAUCCUAGUGACCGACAGCAAUAUAAAGACAGAAUUGGAACAGGCUUUGAACAAGAACACACAGCUUCAACAGAUGCUGGACAAGAGCAAAAGAGAACUGAUGGAAGUUCAGGACCAAUUGGUGGAGCUGAGGAUGGACAGAGAGAAGGCGGAGGCUCGCUUACGGCAGCAGGAGGAUCAGUUAGCUCAGCUUCAGGAAGAGCUCAGGAGGACGUCACCCCAGUCGGACACAUUGCAACUAGAUUUGAUGACAGUGCAGGCAGAUCUGUCCGAGUCUCUGAUGCUGAGACAGAAACUGGAGGACACUCUGAGACAGAGAGAGCGAGAGCUCACCGCUCUGAAAGGAGCCCUGAAGGAUGAGGUGGAGUCACAUGAUAAAGAGAUGGAGGCCCUGAGGGAGCAGUACAGCCAAGACAUGGUUGCGUUACGUCAGAGCAUGGAGACCGUCUCACAGUCUCAGCUGGAGAUCGAGGAAGAACGUGAGAAGGUAAACGCCUCCAUCUUGGCUCUGGAGGAGGAGCUGGAGAGUUACAAAGAUCAGAGCGACCACUGGAAAGAUAAGUUCAGUUCUGCUAACCAAGAGCGAGGGCAGCGCAGCGCACUUCAGAAACUACUGCAAGCUCAGCAAGACAAAAAGCAACUUGAAGAGAAACUGCACGCCGUCAAAAAACAAGCAGAUGAAACCGAUUCAAACCCUUUCACAGAGGUGCUGCGGCGCUGCCAAGAUGAUUUGAAAAACGCCCGUUCAGAUCUGGACAGACAGAAAGCGGAGAUGAUGAAAAAGGGGGAGGAGCUCAAAUCAGUGACAAGAGCCAAUGAGGAGCGAGAAACGGAACUACAGAUGGAGAUCGACAGACUGAAAGACCAAUCAAAGAAAGACAAAGAACUCGCGAAAGCUUUGGAGAAGACGUCGCAGACCUCCACUUCUGAGUCGUCUAAGGAUAUCGGAAGCAACCUGGAACUUCAAGAGGACAACGCUCGCUUGAGAGAGCGAAUCGCUCGCAUAACACGUCUGCACUCCAGUGUUCCUGACAGCUCCUCUGACGUUCUGGAGGAGGAGAACCGUAGCCUGAGGAGCCAGCUGGAGGAGUCCCGGCGCAUCGUGUCACGUCUUGGGCAGGAGAAGGACGAGGUCAGCCGGCGGCUGGAGGAGAGGGAGAGAGAGAGAGAAGCUCUGAGACGCGGCAAGAUCGACCUGGAGGAGCAGAAAAGACUGCUGGACCGAUCGCUGGAGAAGAUCAAUAAGGAGAUGGAAACUAUGAUGGGAGAUUCACGUCAGUCUGUACAGGUUCUUCAGUCUCAGUUGGAUGAGUUCAAAGAUCGUUCUCGCCGAGAGCUCCUGGACGCUCAGAGACUCGGUAAAGACCGACUAACCGAGCUACAGAGAUCUCAGGCCCUUCUCAAAACCACUCAGGAGGAGGUGUCUCGUCUGAAGAAAGAUCUGUUAUCAUGCUCCGAGGAGAGAGACAGCGCUCAGCUGGAUAAAGAGCUGCUGAGCAGCCGUCUCAAGAACCUGGAGAGCGAGAUGGAGACCAAGAGAAGCUCACACACAGAUCACAGCAGGGAGCUCCGCCAGAUGGAGGACAAAGUGAAAACAUUAGAGAUCGAACUGGAUGAGGAGAGAAGUGGAACAGAUUUAAUGAAUGAACGCAUCACUCGAAGCCGGGAGCAGGUGGAUCAGCUCCGCUCUGAACUGAUGCAGGAACGUUCAGCAAGACACGACCUUGAGAUGGAUAAAAGUGCCUUAGAGAGACAGGUGAAGGAGUUUAAGUCUCGUUUGGCUGAUUUGGGCACUCAGACUCGACCUUCCGCUGGAGUCACGCUGUUAGAAAACAAAGUUCAGGAGCUGGAGGACAGAUUGUGCAGUGAAGAGAGAGAGAAAAACACAAUUCUGGCGUCUCAGAAGAGAUUGGACAGAAAGCUUAAGGAUGUGACCACAACCCUGGACCAGGAGCGAAAUCAACACGCUGAACAGAGAGACCAGCUGUCUCUGCGGGUGAAGGCUCUGAAGCGUCAGGUGGAUGAGAGCGAGGGGGAGGUGGAGCGUCUGGAGGGCAUCAGACGGAAGGUUCUGCGAGAGCUCGAGGAGCAUCGGGAGCUGCAGGAGGUUCUGCAGACCAAAGUGAACACGCUGGAGAACGAGCUUAAGAGGAAAGUCCAGGCCCGACGCCCAACUUUGGGGUCCACGCUGAGUUCUGAAGAGGAAGACGGUUACUCGGAGUCAAAGAGCAUCACAUCUCUCCUGACUGAAACACCACUCCAGACCACCAACUGUUAGCAACAGAAAGAGAAAAAAUGAUGCACAUUAUUGUUUUCUAGUAAAUGACGAAAGAGACAUGAAAGACUGCUGCUCUUUAUUUAUAUUAAAAAGAGUGAUAAAACAUAAGUGAUUUCGGCACAACAUGAAUGUAAACGGUGAAAAACUGUUGCGGGCUGUCCUACAGGUGUCAUGUCUGUUUUUGAUACUGACAACAGGUCAGUGGUUAAGUAGCUAGACCCCAAAAAGUGUUACAGAUGAAAAGCAGUCUGUGAAGAUUUGUCAACCUUUUUCCUCCAUUAGAAUUGUUUUUGUUUAUGUUUUUGCUCUGUUUAUGAGUGUAAUGAUAUGUUUGUUUUAAGAUGUCAUUCAUUUUUUUUGUAUUGCUGAAUUUUCCAGUUGUUUGUAGUGAACAUUUAUGAAGGAUUUUAAUUACAUACAUUGUGGAAUGUAUAAACAUACAAAGUAAAAAAUGGUGCAGAUUCACAAAUGGUACUUUAAUUUUUUCGAUUUUUUUUGUUUAUUCUAAAGCCUAAACUAAAUUUCAGGUUGAUUGACAGCUUCACUUCCAUUCCUAAGAAUGUCUCUUGUGUUCCAGAGAAGAAAGUCUGAGUUUGGAAUGGUGUUCAGUAAAUGAUGACGGGGUUGUCAAUUUUGUUUGCACACUAUAAUGAAGGACUUCCACAGAACUAAACUUCUGAAUAAAACUUGUAUAUUAUGUCGUAAUGUAUGCAAAUCACUUAAUUAAUGGCAACUUUAGUUUUUGUGCCAAGACAAAAAAAGGAAAAUAUUUUGAAGUAAUGGCUUUGAAAUUAAUCAAAAUUGCCUUAAAUUUUCAGACAUUUAAACUGCUAUUAAAAACCCUAAGCUGCUUUUUGAGAGAUUUAUAUGUAUAUUCAGAUUGACCAGAAUCUAAAUAAACCUGUACGAAAUGUAUUUUUUAUCUCUUUAUAGGAACGUUUUGGAAGACAUAUUUCUUUAUGCUAUAUUGGAUUUAUAUACUGCCUUGUUACAUAAAGUCUGUUAUUCUUAAAACUGAUGUCAGUUUUUCUUAUUUUGGUUUUAGACCUCUUCUCUAUCUUUUCUGCACACAUAUUUG